This is a messenger RNA of Cricetulus griseus (Chinese hamster), 2633 nucleotides long. The record is from RefSeq and is a predicted model, not a curated record. NCBI's taxonomy places the organism in Eukaryota, Metazoa, Chordata, Mammalia, Rodentia, Cricetidae.
ACAACUGUCUGUAACUCCAGACCCAGGAGAUCUGACGCCUUUCUGGCCUUCACAGGCAGUGCAUGUACACAAUGCACAGACAUAUAUAUAGGCAACAACAUCGAUACAUAUGAAAAUGAAGGUGAAUUUUUCUUUAAAGAAAUGACUCUAAAUCUAGCCAUCUGCUCCCACAUCAAGUGCACAUACAUGCUACUGCCAUGGUUUCAUCCCCCUCCCCCUCUGUACAUACACAUCCCAUAAUAACCUGGCAAUAGAAGUCUCAUUAUUUCCCACAGCUGAGAAUAAAAGGGACCCUUGUGUCAAAGCAGUGUCCCAUGACCCAGAUCUAAGUAUAAAUAGAGCAGAAGUCCUAAGUUUCUCCAAACUAUAGUCUUGCUAAUGAAGUCAUUAGACCUGUUUUAGCCAUGUUAGAUAUUCUUCUUUUUAAGGUUUUACGAGAGUUGUUUGUAGCAGAGUCAAUUAGCCAAGAAUUCACAUCAUUACUCCGUCACAUGGAUUACUCACCACUGCUGCUCAUAACAGAACCCUAAAAUGUUUAAGAUUUCUGAUGCAAAUCAAAAUCUCAUCAUCACUGUCAUUGCUAAAUUAAAUGACAGGAUAAUAACAUUACAUUAAAACCAUUUUUCUCUUGAUUGAGUACCUUUUUCAGAAGUGAACCUUUUAGAUGUAUUUUUUCAUCAGUACUAUUAAUGUAUGUAGAAUCUGAGAUAAAAAUAGCUUUGAAAAGAGGAGGAGUGGGAUGUUUUCAAAUUAUUGGUGAGUCUCUUGAAUCUCAACCAUAUUUGACAGUUCAGUGCUGGGGAAUGGAAUAGUCUUGACUGAUUUAUUGAUGGUUUUAGAAGCACAUCGAGAGGCUCACAGGUUUAUCUUGGUCUUUCUUGAAACAACUGUGCACUCUGGCAUUAGUUCACGUCAUCCCACUGUAAACAGGCUGUUAGUGGCCUGGAGGAAUUGGCAUUGUUCUGUCACUCUAUUCUAAUAUAAUAUGAUCAUUUCAGAUAUAACACAAACCUAUAAUCACCUAAAACAGCCUAGAUCCUCAGCUGACUUUCCAUGGUGAGCUUACUUGGCCUUUCUUCCCCAUAUAAAGUUGACUCAUUUCUUUGGUCCCAUCUGCCACUCUUGGCCCCUUCUUUUGACCAGGCAACCAAACCUCAUUUCACUUAUCCCUAUGUUUGGAACUCCUACCAUUUGGAAGUCAGUCAUUUCUUUCCAUCCUUCAGAAAUGUUGUGUCCUCAAAUCUUGUCAUUAAAGUGAUGAAAAUACUGACCUGGAACAAAUGUCAUGUCAUUUUUGCCUCUGGUAAUACUGUCACGCACGAUUAGUCAUACCAUUAUGAGGGGGAUUGUGUUUAGCUUCUUGGUUAUGGUGAAGACUAUAUUUGACUUCUUGGUUAUGGUGAAGACCAUGCUCAGCUUCUUGGUUAUGGUGAAGAUUAUGUUUAGCUUCUUGAGAUGUCAGUGGAAACAGAAACAAGAUCAGCUGGGAACUGAUAAUAAUUGAAUCUGAGUGAUGAGUGAAUAGGAUAAGAGAGGUCUAGUUUUUAUCAUUGAUAUGUUCCAUAAUAAAAGUUAAAGCCUAAACUUAGCACUUGUGGCUCCAUUGUCUUAAGUAUGUGUUCUUUUUUGACAUAGUGCAUGAAAGACAUGGUACACAGGCUGGAGAAUCAAAGUCUGCUCCCAUCCCAUCCUCGUCUUACUUCGCGUUUGCCAAAAACUGGAGAAACUAUCCACGGACAUAAGUUUUUCAUUGGUUUUGGAGGAAAAGGUGCCAACCAGUGUGUCCAAGCUGCUCGGCUUGGAGCGAAGGCAUCCAUAGUGUGCAAGGUUGGCAAAGAUUCUUUUGGCAAUGAUUACAUAGAAAACUUAAAACAAAAUCACAUUUCUACAGAAUUUACAUAUCAGACCAGAGCUGCUGCAACAGGAGCUGCUUCUAUAAUUGUCGAUGAUGAAGGCCAGAAUAUCAUCGUCAUAGUGGCUGGAGCAAAUCUGCUUUUGAAUACUGAAGACUUGAAGAAGGCAGCCAGUGUCAUUAGCAGAGCCAAAGUGAUGAUCUGCCAACUCGAAAUCAGCCCAGCAACUUCUCUGGAAGCCCUGACAAUGGCCCGCAGCAGUGGAGUGAAAACAUUGUUCAAUCCAGCUCCUGCCACCGCUGACCUAGACCCCCAGUUCUAUACCCUCUCCAAUGUGUUGUGCUGCAAUGAAAGUGAGGCUGAGAUUUUAACGGGCCUUGCAGUGAAUAAUCCGACUGAGGCUGGGAAGGCUGCAUUGGUUCUCCUAGAACGGGGAUGCCAGGUCGUGGUCAUCACCUUAGGGGCUUCAGGAUGUGUGACACUGUCACAGACGGAGCCUGUUCCAAAGCACAUUCCCACAGAAGCAGUCAAGGCUGUGGAUACCACGGGUGCUGGUGACAGUUUCGUGGGGGCACUGGCCUUCUACCUGGCUUACUACCCAAAUUUGUCCUUGGAAGAAAUGCUCAAGAGAUCAAAUUUCAUUGCUGCAAUCAGCGUCCAGGCUGCAGGAACACAGGCCUCUUAUCCAUACAAAAAAGACCUUCCUCUUGCUCUAUUCUGACUGCUGCCAACCCCAAAUAUAACCUGGAAAUAAAAUGCACAUGGCCACUCAGCUCAUAA